AAUAUGUCUGCGUCCAUAAAUAAAUUUAAAUCCAGUACAGGUAUUGUGUAACUAAACUGAAAACUUGUCUUUGUCCUGAUACGACCAGCUCAAACCUGAAAUAAUAUUAUUACAUAUGCAUCUUUCACCAAAAGAUUCCCAUAUACCGGUAAUAGGAUUUCAGCUGAACGAAAAUCAUAGUCGAAUAAAGCAGAUAAAUUAAUUAAAUUGUUUAAUUCACCAGUGACAAAUAUGAGUAGCAAUGGUCAAAGUGAGCAGAGCUUAUAUGGUGGAGCAAUGACAGUUAUUUUACCACCUCAAGCUAUUGAUGUCAGUCAAAUUCGAGAUGUUCCUGAUAAUCAAGAAGUGUUUACCCAUAAUGUAACCGAUCAGAGUAUAAUCUUUGAUAUAUUAGAGUAUAUUGAAGAACCUGAUCAUCAAGCUAUACAAUCACAUUUUCAAGAAGUAGCUGAAUAUAACAAAGCCAGUGAUAAUGAUGUCACUAAAAUUAUUAGUAUAGAGGAGAUCAGUAAAGAUGAACUUUUACUGACAGAAUGUACUAAAGCAUAUUAUGUAUUGGGCCAACAAAAAGUAGCAAAAUUUAAUGAAACAGCCAAAAAUCUGAUGAAUCUUCAUCUUGGGCUGUUUAGAUUACCUCAAUUUUCAACAGAUAUUCUGAUAACAUCAAAUGACCCAGUUAUUAUAAGUCCAGAGAGUAGCAGUCAUAAUGCUAUUCCUACAUCGGCCGAUAGGUGGACAGUGAUGGAUAUUAAACGUGUUAUAACUUCACUAAAACUAUUAGAUACGGGACUCUUUGAAUAAGUUGUGGUUAUUUCUCAAUGAUAUCCACUAUUACCAAGGGGGGUCCUAAAUUCUAUGCCAGUGAGAGUUAAAGGGUCCUAAUGUAAAGGCUAUCUGGUGUCCAGAAAUCCUCUGUCACAGUGACAGAACCAAUUGUAUUUCUUUAUGAGAUGCAUUUUUCAGCAUGAAAGCUGUGAAAUUUGAAGAUUAAAUUAGCCCACAUUCAGAAUUAAAAUCUGUAACAUUUGGAUUAAAUUUUUUUUAGCCCUGCUAGUUUCUUAUAAUUUAUGCAAAAUAAAGUGACAUUU
Lottia gigantea (owl limpet) is the source of this 1088-nucleotide messenger RNA. RefSeq lists its product as hypothetical. Gene Ontology annotation, cellular component: nucleus. NCBI's taxonomy places the organism in Eukaryota, Metazoa, Mollusca, Gastropoda, Lottiidae. Bases 232 to 801 code for a protein of 189 amino acids. The record is from RefSeq and is a predicted model, not a curated record. Gene Ontology annotation, biological process: regulation of membrane depolarization; protein import into nucleus; regulation of sodium ion transmembrane transporter activity. Gene Ontology annotation, molecular function: guanyl-nucleotide exchange factor activity; transmembrane transporter binding; sodium channel regulator activity. The transcript has 6 exons.